UACUAAACAAAGCUUGAGAUUAGAAGUAUGUGCCUGUCCACAUGCUUUGCAUACUAUAAGCAGUGUUUAUAGUAGUGCUUUGUUUCGUGUGUCUCUCUCUCUCUCUCUCUCUCUCUCUCUCUCUCUCUCUCUCUCGUGUGUGUGUGUGUGUGUCUGUGUGUGUGUCUCUCUCUCUCUCUCUCUCUCUCUCUCUCUGUGUGUGUGUGUCUGUGUGUGUGUGUGUCUCUCUCUCUCUGUGUGUGUCUGUCUGUUUGUGUGUGUCUGUCUGUGUGUGUGUGUGUGUGUGUGUGUGUGUGUCUCUCUCUGUCUGUCUGUGUGUGUGUGUGUGUCUCUCUGUGUGUGUGUGUGUCUGUCUCUGUGUGUGUCUCUCUCUCUCUGUGUGUGUGUCUGUGUGUGUGUGUGUGUCUGUCUGUCUCUCUGUGUGUGUGUGUGUGUGUGUCUGUCUGUCUCUGUGUGUGUGUGUGUGUGUCUCUCUGUCUGUGUGUGUGUGUCUCUCUGUCUGUGUGUGUGUGUCUCUCUGUCUGUGUGUGUGUCUCUCUGUCUGUGUGUGUGUCUCUCUGUGUGUGUCUGUCUGUUUGUGCGUGUGUGUCUCUGUCUCUCUGCGUGUGUGUCUCUGUCUCUCUGCGUGUGUCUCUCUCUCUCUGCGUGUGUCUCUCUGUCUCUCUGCGUGUGUGUCUGUGUGUCUGUCUGUGCGUCUGUGUGCGUGUCUGUCUGUGCGUCUGUGUGCGUGUGCGUGUCUGUCUGUGUGCGUGUCUGUCUGUGUGUGUGUGUGUGUAGAUGCAUGAGGAGGAGUGUGUGUCUCUGCAGGUGUCUCUCAGUGUGGUUGGAGCAUUGGAGUGUGUAGUGCAGCGCUGUCUCGGUCCAGAGGGUGGAAGUGUGCUAUUCACUCGAGACACAGGAGAAACCCUCAUCACCAGACAUGGAGAACGUGUUCUCAGCACACUACACCUGGAGCACCCAAUGGCCAGGAUGGUGUUGGAGUGUGUGUGUGCACAUGCUAAAGUUACUGCAGACGGCACAAAGUCGUUCAUUCUCCUGUUGGCUGCACUGUUGCGAGGAAUUCGGGACUCUGCGCACAAACACGGCAAAGGAUACUUGAACGCCCUCCGCCUUGGAAAUCUUGCCAUUCAGCUGCUGGCUCUCAGCUGGAAAGAGUUGGAUGAUGUCAUAGCUCACAAAAUUAUCCCAUACGCCUCUUUGCACUGCAGUCACCAUGUUUACAACUUAGAGGGCAGCGUCUUAGAUUCGUUGGUUGGUGGGUAUAUCGCUGGACGAGUCGGUAUUGGCCAGGCUGACGUACUGAAACGUGUUCUCUGCGAGUUCUACCACAAAGUCAGCCAAGAUCAGAACGCGGAAGAAACAGUAGCGUUCCUCCAUUUGCAUUUCCCUCUGUUGCACACGCCAGUGUCAGGACUUCCUGUCGGCUGCUCGGAGGUGAUUGAAGGGCUGGUCGUGAAUCGUGAUUGGUCAGUGUGGACUGAACUAGCAGGACCAUUGAAAGCACUAGUUGUAUAUGAGAGUUUUGGGCCUUGCCUUGAGGUUGAGGUAGGUGACAACAUAUCUGUGUGUCUUCAACAUGACUGGAUGUCCCGUACAGAGAUCAUAUUAGAACAAAGGUUAGCAAAUCUUUUGGACUUAAAUAUAUGUGUGGUGUUGUCUUCCGUGAAACAGCCUGAAAUUGUGUUGCAAUGGGCUCGUCUGAAGCAUGUUGCUCUGUUGGAGUGUGUCGACUCAGCACAACUGGACUUGCUUUGCAACAUCAGUACUACAAAUACACUCCCUAAUCCGCCACUUCAACAUCUCAUAAUGCUAAAGUUCUGUAGCCGCGUACAGCUCGGAGGACACAGGUAUGCUUGUCUGGGAACGUUCCCUCAAGGUGUGCUUCAAACACACACGCUUGUUCUUUGUGCACCUGCGCCGGGACUGCUCGACCAGACUGUGUGCGUGAGCCAAGGCGUCUUCACGAUGCUGCGACACCUGUGUCAGUCGACCAUUAGUACACAAAGUCUCCGAAAUAAUCGCACAGAUUCUCUGUAUGAUCAGUUUCAAAGCUCUGUUCUGGACCAAUCACAAAGUGCUCUUUCACCUCAGGACGUAUGGGGUCGAAUUAUUAGAGCUGGUGGAGUGCUACCUGUUGGUGGCAUUUUUGAGUUCCUGCUACAUCACUUCCUUUUGAAUGACCGUAACCAUGGUGACUCAGAGAUCUGUAGGAUUUUGGCAGAAGCAUUGCUGAGUGUGCCUAGAACUUUGAACUUUCACAGUCGCAGACGCUUCCUGGAACUCCAAACGCAUUUCUUAAGAGAUCUUAAGAAAUGGGACGAGACCAAAGGUCCUGAGCUAAAGUUUGGGCUUGGGUUAAAUGGCGUUUCAACAUCUCCACUGUGUUUAGAGUCAGUCAGUGGAAAACAGCAGCUGGUUGUUUCUGUGUUGCAGUGUUUGAACAGACUCUUAUGUGUGGGGGCCAUUCUACACACCCACCGCUCUAAAAUAUUUCCUGGCCCUCAAGCAUACUCCGAGGAAGAUGAGGAAGGAAUCCAUUCAAACAACACAACUACUGGAUGAGCUAUACUUUACAUCCAAGACUAUAUUAUUCAGUCACCUGCUACAUACAGAUCCUAUACACAUUAACCUCUGACUGGUGUUUACAGUGGGCCCCCCCCAAAGGCUUUACAUUUACGUCUUGAGGCUUUACUUUUGAAACCGUGUGUAUUUCAAUGUUUAUGGACUGGCCCCUUUCACCUCCAUUGUAAGUGCCUCACUGUAACAGCUAUUUUUGCUUUCUUUUAAAUAAACCAGGGACAAAUCAAAAUAAUUUUCUGUGGUAAUCAGCAUCAUGCUACAAAUACUGUCUCUUGAGCUUAACUUGUGUUGAACCCGGCACAUUCAUAGUCAUAGCAUUCGAUUAUUCAAUCUCAAACCAAGUGGCAUCUGAAAAUAAAUGAUGCUAGAGCUUUGUUCAGAACUAACUUAACUUUUUUGAGCCAUUUUUAGAAUUACUUUGAACUAACAGGUCCCAAGAUUAUUUUUUUUGUGGAUGUAUGAAGUCCUAUCCCCUCAAGUUCACACCCACAGGUGGAGUUCACCAAUAUUUGGCAACCAGAAAAUGGCAAACACUAAAUAUCCAAAAAAAAAUUUAUCAGUUUAAACUAAACAAACCUCUCUUUUUUUUUUUUUUGCUUAAUUAUUUUUUAACUUUUUUUUUUUUUUUUUAGCUAUUUAACAGUAAAUGCCAUUUGUUUUGAUAUUUUGUUGUGCAACUACAUGCAAUUCAUACAUUUAAAGUGUGAUUUAAAUAACCAAAUAAUUUUAGGGGCCACUGUAUUUUGU
This is a messenger RNA of Myxocyprinus asiaticus (Chinese sucker), 3327 nucleotides long. It is a transcript of the gene bbs10, whose product is annotated as Bardet-Biedl syndrome 10. The transcript is spliced from 3 exons. NCBI's taxonomy places the organism in Eukaryota, Metazoa, Chordata, Actinopteri, Cypriniformes, Catostomidae. Gene Ontology annotation, molecular function: ATP binding. Gene Ontology annotation, biological process: chaperone-mediated protein complex assembly. The record is from RefSeq and is a predicted model, not a curated record. The coding region runs from base 778 to 2562 and encodes 594 amino acids.